This is a messenger RNA of Eriocheir sinensis (Chinese mitten crab), 7677 nucleotides long. RefSeq lists its product as uncharacterized. NCBI's taxonomy places the organism in Eukaryota, Metazoa, Arthropoda, Malacostraca, Decapoda, Varunidae. The transcript has 8 exons. Gene Ontology annotation, molecular function: DNA binding; protein binding. Gene Ontology annotation, cellular component: nucleus. The coding region runs from base 794 to 3484 and encodes 896 amino acids. Gene Ontology annotation, biological process: regulation of transcription by RNA polymerase II. The record is from RefSeq and is a predicted model, not a curated record.
CCAGCCUUACCCGGACAGAAUUUUCCAAAUCUUUACGCAGUUUCUUUUUGUUUCGCCCGCUUUGUUGCAAUUGCUCGUAGAAGUUUCUAAACGAGGCCUGUGUGGUGGUUUUGAAGUCUGGGGAUUGGUGGAGUAUGUUUGAGGGUGUUUGGAGUGGCUGUCGAGGUGUUAUGGAGGGGAAUGUUCUAUAAAUACAAGCCGGGGAGGACAUGCGCGUAACACCGCUGUCUCGUCCCUUCUUCCCCCCUCCGUACGAUGUUAUAGUGUCACGGGACGACACUCCUCGAUGCAGCGUCUCCAAGAUGCUUGAUUGCUAAUACAACACCCAAUUUACCCAUUGUUAAGUUUAAUAUAACGUGUUAAUGACGGCAGAGAGAGGCCAAGGUUGUCCCUGUAUCCGGAGCAGGCGCGCGCUGGUCUACGUCAAGCCACGGAGGAAUGGCGGCUGCUUCACUGCGCAUGCCUGUCGCGCCUAUAACGAAAUGGAGCGCUGUGUAACAUUCGCUAGUGAUCGCUCUACCGACCAAUCAGCAUUAAGCUUUCAAGUUGGAUUCGCGCACGGGGGCCCGCAAACAACAACGGCCGAGGGAGCAGCCAGUCACCGUUGGCCUGCCUGCCUUGCUAGUGAACGUGUGUUAAGGUUAUUAGGACAUCUAAUUUUCAUCCGUGGGUGAUCGCCGCCUGCUUCCAAGGUUUACGGGUGCUUAUCGAUCCUCCUUCAGCGUGCUUCGACCCGCCACCUCCCGUCUGCUGUUACUCAUCCCAUCACCUCGUCACUCAUCCCCUUGCCAUCAUGUCAGGGAGAUCGAGUACUGUGCAGAAGGUCAAGGCCAAGCUCGAGGCUGCUGAAUCAGUUGACAUUAGCGAUGAGAUUGACAUACAGAACGAGUGUGACAUGCUUGACGGCCAGGAAACUAUCGAUUCGGAGGAACACGUAAUUACCGAGACUCAAGACGAAGGGGAGGAGGUGGCGGAGAACGGACCCCCCGCUGAGAGCAUCAAGGUGGUCAGCGGCGGGGGCGGGGGCAGGCGCAGACGGAGGAAGCAGAGACUGUGCAAGACCGGCAACACCACCGCCGCGGCACCCAAAGUCGUGAAUGAAAACAUAAUCGAGAUGGAGAAGACGGAAGACGAUGACCAGGAGGAAUCUUGCUUCAAAAUAGAUAAGGUGUACAGUGUGGCGGGAGAGCAGGACGACUUGGAGGGCUACGAGGUCAACAAGACACAGACAGCUGACGAGGAAGCGGUCGUUGCCAGUGACGGCGUGAAGGAGGCACCAGAAGAAGAAACAACAGCAACAGAGAAGGUGACGAGCGCUGAGAAAACACCUGACGGGAAGGAGAAGGAUGAGAGCAAGGAGGUGCAAGAGGAUGCCAAGGGUAAAGAGGAGAAGCAAAUACAGAUUCGUCCCCAGCGGGCCACACUAGCCAAGGUACCCACACUGGCGGCUGCAGGCGGUGGCGUGGGUAGCGUCCGGGUGCUGGGGGGCGGGGUGCGCGGUACCAACAUGCCUCUCAUCGUCAGCAUGGGCGCCGGCAACCCUGGCAUACCGCUCCUCCCAGCUGGUCUGCCUCCUGGGCGUUAUGUCAUCCUGCCGGGGGGCUCCUCCACCACCACCAAGGCGUCCACGGUCACCACCAUGUCCAGCGUCCUGACACCGCGCAUUGCCACCAGCGUUGCCACCAGCGGGUCUCAUAGCCUUGUUGCGGCGCAGAAAACACUCGCCGCUGCUGCCACUCAACUCGUCCCCGCUGUCACCCCCCAGCCGGCGGUAGGGGAGCGAAUUUACACACGUGAGCGCGGCCGGCGUAAGUCCUACACGGCUGGGGAGAAAUUGGCCAUGAUCCGGGCGGUGGAGGGCGGCCAGAGGAAGAGUGCCGUGGCGGACCGCUUCGGCGUGGCGCCCUCCACCCUGGCAAGCAUCCUGGCGCAGAAACACAAGAUUAGGUCCGAGCAGGACAACCUGACACGGCGGCGAGUUCGUAGAUACCACCUGAAGGACGAGACAUCGGGUUCUCGGUCCAGGGGCUCCAGCGGGUCCAGCAUGCGUCUGAGCCCCUCCAGCGACCAGCCCUUCACGCACUUCCUCGCCACCCUCUCCGCGCCCGCCCCCAACCUGCUGGACACCCAACCUGAAGACAUCGUGGCAGUUCCUGACUUAAUGGAACGCUUGACGGGCGGUAGCACAGCAGGAGGCGAGGCGUGCAAGCAGGAGAGCGUGAGCGGCGGCGCCAGGAGCGAGGCGGAGGAGGAGGACGCCCAGGCGGAAGACAUGACGUUCCUGGAGCCGGAGUCGGUGCUGGAGUCUGCCCUCGUGCAAGAAAAAGAGCCGUACGUCCCCAAGGGCAAGAGCUACCACCAACAGCCCGCCGGUUCCAGUUCCUCGCAGGCUGCCGAUGCUGACGACCCGCUGGCCACAGACAGUCAGACGAGGACCUCACCUACCGCCAGCACCUCAGGCUUGGUUGGGCCGUACCUCUUGAAGAAGGAGACGCAUUGCUCGACGGUGCUGGACCAGUUGAUGCGAGACGAGACCUUCACGGAUGUCACACUCACGGCUGAGGGCCAGAGUCUGAGGGCACACAGAAUUGUGUUGUGCCUGGCCAGCCCGUACUUCAGGCAGGUCUUGAGUCGUGACAUAUCGGUGCAGAGCGUCGUGGUCCUGCGAGACAUUAAGUUCGCCGAGCUGCGCAACAUCAUCCACUUCAUAUACACGGGUGAGGCCACGGUGGAUGCCUCGGAGCUUGAGUCGUUCAUGAGGACGGCGGAGCUACUGGAGAUCGCGUCGCUGUGUGAGGGCCACAAGUGCACGUCCAGCCGAGGGAACGUGACGCAGAACUCCUACAGCUCCGGCUUCACCAUCGGGGACUUUGAGCGGCUGGUGGGGACGAAGAGAACCAAGAAGGAACCGUCGCCGCCCCCGAGCAAAGUGCGAAGGCUCUCUGGUGAAGGUCAUUCCUCAAGGUCGUCCUCCACUGAGCCCACAGCCACCCUGAACCCCUUGUCCCUCAUAAAGGAAGAACCCGACUGCGACAACACCCUCUUCAACGACAAGCCAAUCAAAGGAAUAAAUGACAACUCGGACCCACUACUGGAAGAGACUCAGGAAAGUGAACGAACGAGGAGAGACUCAGGGGAGAGCGUUGGCGGGUUUGCUGCCAUGGCGGGUGUGCAGAAAGACUCAAGCAUAGACGAGAGGACUGAAGACUUCUCCUCCAUAGCAGAGCCGUCGCCAGUGCCGCCAGUUGACAACACGGAGAGACAGAGCCCGAUGGAGAACCUCACGGAUACAACAGCUGUGCCGGGAAGGUGUCCGUACUGCCCACACUUACCCCAGAAGUUUGAGGAUGUGGCCAUGAUGCGGCAUCUCCUCGUGUCACAUCCCUGCAAGCCAGCGUUUCCCUGCGACAACUGCUGGAGAGUCUUCGUCAAAAGGUCCUACUUCAAGAGCCACCAACAGAAGUGUCAGCCGUCGCUCUGUUAGGUAAAGACACUUCCACAUCACACAACUAUAGACACUUAGUAUACAAGGAUGAGCACAGCGCCACCUCACUCAUCCAGACUAAUUAAUCAUGUAAGCGUGUGUGUAGGUGACUGUGUGUGUGUGUGUGUGUGUGUGUGUACAUAUGUAGGUGUUAGAUCUUACAGAAUUGCCAUUUUUUGUAGCAUCAAGUAAAGUAUGGUACUAUAAACAUCACCAUCAUUAUACUAACAUCAUACACACUUCAUGGUAUGGGAAGGCUCUACUUUUUCACAUCUCGGAGGACAGAAGGCGAUGAAUAACACUAGUCAGAUGGGGUGUACUUACUUCCCUGUGUUUCCUCAAAUGUUCAAACUUUCGCUGCAUAAUGUUUGUGGCGUCGGCAUUGUUUUGAGGCAACACAGCUGGAGUGAGACGUGUUGUAGCCAUUGUGUGCUCUUAACUCGGUAGCUGCGGGGAUUAUGUUUCUCAAAGGUCCCUCUGAGCGAAUUAAUGAGAAAAAAUCAUCACUCACGCAAAUUAUUAUGUAAUAGAUAUCAACGCAUUUGUAAUCAGUUUAUGCAUCCUCUAUUUUUGGGGUGGUUAUGUAAAGGUUAUCUAUAGACGCCUCUGUGGUCUAGUGGUCAGCGUGCCUGGCCACUGCUCCAUGGGCCCAGGUUCGAAUCCCGGCCCGGGCAGUCGGCGUGCAGCUCACCCAGCUGUUCAUCCUCCCUUUCGGGCUGGUCAAUAAAUGGGUACCUGGGUAAACCUGGGGAAGAUAAACUGUGGUAACCCGGAUGUCACACUGGCCCUGUGUCCCGGGGUAAUGGGCACCCUCCCACCACAGGCUCAAGGGCCAAUGUCACGGAGAUGAGCACCGAGGCCACGCUCUGCUACAGCGUACGCCCCCAACUUUACCUAUGUCAAGGCAAAAAUUUGGCUUGUCGCUGGUACGCGGUAAAGCCACAAAUUUGGCCCGGCGCUGCUCCCAGGUUAAUGAACACUUGUUAGAUUAUUAUUUAUUCUUCAUUGUUUUCUGAGCCUUGUUGUGUUACACAUUCAUUUGUUUUGAAAUACCUCAUAACUUACUAGCUAUAAUUCUUGUAUUAACUUGUAUGUGUUUGGCCGUUGUGUCACAAAGGGAAUCUUGUUGUUUACUUUCAUCUUUCUUUCCUCUUCUUGGUAUUUGUGUUACAUUAAUUUUGUUUUGUUUUCUUAGCAUUCACAAGAGUUAAUAAAUGAAUGACCUUUUUUCAAUUCUUUUUUUUUUCUAAAGUUUUACCUGUGUUGCUCAGAAGGCCUAAGGGAUUUCAAAAGUAUUCAGGGUGAUUUAUUUUGUUUUAUCCUGAAGAAUCUUUUCUGACAGUUCUUUUAUUGUAAGCCUAAUUUUUUUACAAUUUUCAUAAUCUCCUAUUUGUAAGUUGAGAUUAAGUAACCUAGUUAGUAGUGUGGUAUGUGUUCUGUCUGCAUCAUUCUGCACAUGUUACCAUCACAUUUUACUGACACAUAAUCAGUUUCAAGAAAUUUCUGACCAUGUUCCUGUCAAGGCUGCCAACACUCAUGAUUGUGCUUCAUACCUUACAUGAUAACGCAUCUAAACCGUUUCAUAAUAUCAUUAAUAUAAAAACGAACACUCAAUAUUUUUUUUCUCUAAAAUCAGUAUUUCUGAUAUUACUUAAGCCUUUGUCAUCAUUAUACUAGGUCUAAAAUAAUUUCUUUUGUAUAUAUAUAUUAUAUAUAUUAUUUUUCUAAUCUGAUAUAUCAUCUUAAGCUUCACAUGAAUUCAACCUUCAUCUUUUUCCUGGGCUGAACACUUUCCACACAGUCACUGCUGUCUUAGCCAUUCAUGGACUGACACUCCUGCAGUCUGGGAACAAACAAUGAGCUGAACAUUUGGUGCAGGACUCACUUUGCAGUAUUGCUUGCAGGUACAUUUUCCACACACUCAAAGAUGUUUCCUUCACUUUUGUAAUUGAAACUGUGAGAGAAAUUUUUUGGUGCAGACCUCACCCCAACCUCCUCACAGCACCACUGCCACCCUCAUGCAUCAACAAAUAAAGAACAUUAAAAAAGCAGAAGGUAUCCAUUUGGUCGGCUUCUCUCAGCAUGUACCCUUGAAAGAAAUCAUGUGUAGGGAACUUUUCCUUUAUUAUUUCUUGUUUACAAAAGAAGCAUCAAAUGGGCCAUCAAUGAGCUGGGAACUAAACUGUCUAAUCAUCAUAUAGAAUAAUUUAGUAUCCAUGCAGCUGGUUCCUUAUAUGUACCUGGUGAACUUUUGCUCUAUUGUUAUUCUUGAAGUAAACAUUAGAGGCCGGAACUGGAAUAUCUUGUCAUGUGAUCUGUAUGUUGUCAGUGCCUGAGUGAAGGUCAGUUUGUGAAGGGCUGUGGGGUCCACCAGAAGCCCAUAUCUUCAAACAUUUCAGGGCUCUCACACCCACAUUCAGUAAGGCUUUGGUAGAGGUUGUGGGUAUGUCCAUGAGUAGUUUUAUGAGGCUUCUUCUUCUUCUUCUUCUUCUUUUUUUUUUACAGCAAAGGAGACGAUUCAAGAGGUAAAAAAAAAAAAGGAAACUAAUGAAAAAAAAAAGCCCACUACUCACUGCUCCUACAAUAGAGUCCAGAGGAGUGGCCGAAAGAUAGGUCAGUUUCGGGAGGAGAGGAGUCCCGAUACCCACCAUGUAUGUGAAAAUACUCAUGAGAACCCGACUAAUCUCCUUUGUGGCCUUUGGAAAUAGUUGUUGUGAGAGCCGAAAGCAUCUGAGGAUGUGGGAGUAAGAGCUAUUCAGAAUCCAUACAAGGAGAUUUUGUAGUCAUCAGUUCCAUACAAUUCAUACAUCUCAUAGCACCAGCCUCUGCCUUGUGUAUGCUUGCUCGUCGUCACUCGUAGGUGAUACAUGAGUUGCAUUACGCAUUAAGGAAUCACUGAGCAACAAGCCUCUUAGAAUACGUGAACAAGAUUGAUGUCCGAUGUUCUCCUCAGUUCAGGGAUGUAAUGCUUCUUUAAGGUAGCUUUGUGUUAUGUCGUAGGCCAUCCCGUCUCAUCUUCAGUAGUUUGGGUAAUUACAUGAUGGGGUAUGUUUAUCAGUUUUAUAUGCAACAUUCCAAUAACUACAUGUUUUAGGGAGGAAAAGCACUCUCAUCGUUUAACCAGAGGUGUACUAAAUUUUAAUAUGAGGGAAAAUAAGGAUGUUAAAUGAAGAAAAGCAGUACAAUUAAGAUUAAGGUGAGGGGAGCUGUGGUCUUGUGGGUUAGGGUGUCACUCCAUGGAAGUGAACCCCUGAGUAGUUUGAACCCCCCCAGUGCUGCUGUGUGACGUAAAGAAGGGCAUCCAGAUCUUUUUCACAGGAGCUGCCGUAACAAAGGCCUGACUUGUGAGAAAUCUCAAGUCACCUGUGGCAUCAAGAUGAAGAUCAGUCUUAAAACUCAGAUAUUAGUGUGAUAGUGUAGUACAGUGAGGAAAGUUAGUGUGAGCCAUUGAAAAGAAAAAUGUGUGAAUAAGCAGAAGAGAGGAUCGAGAGGAGGACCUAUGAAGCGAUAUAAAGCGACUGGUUACAAGAAUAUAACCCCAAAACAAUGACCCGAUAUGAACACAGAUGAGGUAUAGAUGAGGUGGUUUGAGUGAUGAGGUAUCCAGAGGUCUGCUAUGAGGAUGUUGAAGAGCAGGGGCUGAAUAUAGAUCAUGAUUAAGAACUGCCAAAUGAGAAUAAUGAAAAUACAAGACUGUCCAGAUAUAGUUCCUGGUAUAGUUUGAUAAGUAUAGAACGUAUUUUGGUAGUAUUUAUUUUGUACCUCAGUUUCAUUUUCCGGAGUAAUUUCAUCCUUGAAUGGGUACCAGUUGGAGUGGUGAAUACAGAACGGGUACAGAACGGGUACUAUGUUGAGUGAUGAGUACAGAAUGGGUACUAAAAAUGAAGUGAUGAAUACAGAAUGGGUACCAAAAAUAGAGUGACAGAUUCAGAAUGGGUACCAAAAAUAGAGCGACAGAUUCAGAAUGGGUACCAAAAAUAGUGACAUACAGAAUGGGUACCAAAAAUAUAGUGACAGAUACAGAAUGGGUACCCAAAAUAGUGACAGAUACAGAAUGAGUACCCCAAAAUAGAGUGACAGAUUCAGAAUGAGUACCCCAAAAUAGAGUGACAGAUACAGAAUGAGUACCCCAAAAUAGAGUGACAGAUACAGAAUGAGUACCCCAAAAUAGAGUGACAGAUACAGAAUGAAAA